This is a messenger RNA of Macadamia integrifolia, 795 nucleotides long. Its product is annotated as basic form of pathogenesis-related protein 1-like. NCBI's taxonomy places the organism in Eukaryota, Viridiplantae, Streptophyta, Magnoliopsida, Proteales, Proteaceae. The coding region runs from base 66 to 692 and encodes 208 amino acids. Gene Ontology annotation, cellular component: extracellular region. The transcript is spliced from 2 exons. The record is from RefSeq and is a predicted model, not a curated record.
CCUUCUUUUGCCCUUAUUUUAUAUUAUACAUGGGAAAAAGGAACUAAGCUCUAAAAAAGACGUCCAUGCCCCAGCUCCACUGCCUCACAUAUCUGAGCGUACACUAUAUUAUCAGUACCGGCGGCCCAAGGAGUAGUAGCAUUUGCUUUAUAACUCCUGUCUUCCGAUCAAGAAACCUAAAGUAUUCUCACAAGAAGAUGGGUUUGUGCAAGCUUCAAAGCACACUUACAGCUCUCCUCUGUCUCAACAGCUUAUUAGCUCUGAUGAUCCCUUAUUCCCUAGCCCAAAAUAACCCACAAGACUACCUUGACGCCCACAACACAGUCCGAGCACAGGUAGGGGUUGGCCCCAUGACAUGGGACAAUGAGGUAGCAGCAUACGCACACAAAUAUGCUAACCAGAGAGUCGGAGAUUGCGAUCUGGUGCAUUCUGAGGGACCAUAUGGGGAGAACUUAGCCAUCGGCGGCGCCGGAACUGAUGCCAUCAACAUGUGGGUCUCCGAGAAACCAUACUAUGACUACAAUUCCAACUCCUGCAAAGGGGAUGAGUGUCUUCACUAUACUCAGGUGGUUUGGCGUGAAUCAGUUCGUCUUGGGUGUGCAAGGUUGAAGUGCCAUAAGGACAAUGAGGAGUUCUUCGUUAUCUGUAGUUAUGAUCCCCCAGGCAACAUUGAAGGCCUGCGUCCUUACUAGCUGAAUCUGUUCUAAUUUUCUUGUUUCGUAAGGACCUGUGUUCAAGCUGCUCUUUCAUGGAUCCUUCCUGAAGAUGAACUUCAAUUUUAGCAUUUCCUUCUAA